Messenger RNA from Prunus avium (sweet cherry), 1827 nucleotides. Its product is annotated as selenium-binding protein 2-like. The record is from RefSeq and is a predicted model, not a curated record. NCBI's taxonomy places the organism in Eukaryota, Viridiplantae, Streptophyta, Magnoliopsida, Rosales, Rosaceae. Gene Ontology annotation, molecular function: selenium binding.
UUUCUUCACGUGUUGUGUGAGAGUGCAAAGAGCUCCUUUACUGUUCUUCUUUUUCAUAAUUUUCAUCAUCUUCUUCUUUAUUCAUCUUAUCACAGCCUUUUAGAGAGAGAGAAGAUAUAGGAGAGAGAGAUGGCUACAGAUGUGGCGGUUCUGCAACAUGAGACAGUAGGGAAGAGGCAGGGCAAUGGAGCAGCAUGCUGCAAAACUGGGCCAGGGUACGCCACCCCACUGGACGCCAUGUCUGGUCCAAAAGAGGCUCUCAUCUAUGUCACUGCCGUUUACUCAGGAACCGGAAUACAGAAGCCUGAUUAUCUCGCCACAGUUGACGUAGAUCCAAGUUCUCCUACUUAUUCGAAAGUCAUCCACAGGCUGCCUGUGCCUUAUAUUGGUGAUGAACUGCAUCAUACGGGCUGGAACUCAUGCAGUUCUUGCUAUGGAGAUCCAUCUGCACAACGGCGUUUCUUGGUCCUACCUGCAUUAAUAUCUGGUCGUAUAUAUGCGAUAGACACAAAAACAAAUCCAAGGGCUCCCUCUUUGCAUAAAGUUGUUGAACCUGAAGAGAUCAUACAGAAGACUGGAUUGGCAUACCCACACACAUCCCAUUGCCUUGCUUCUGGCGAUUUAUUGGUUUCAUGCCUGGGAGAUAAAGAUGGAAGUGCUGCAGGAAGUGGAUUUCUUCUCCUAGACGCUGAGUUUAAUGUGAAGGGCAGGUGGGAGAAACCAGGGCACAGUCCACUUUUUGGCUAUGAUUACUGGUACCAACCGCGACACAAGACAAUGAUAAGCACAUCAUGGGGUGCCCCUGCUGCUUUCACAAAAGGUUUUAACCCUCAGCAUGUUGCUGAUGGUCUCUAUGGGAGGCAUCUUCAUGUCUACAGCUGGCCUGAAGGCGAAUUGAAACAAACAUUGGAUCUUGGAAAUACAGGGCUCUUACCCUUGGAGAUAAGGUUCCUGCACGAUCCUUCCAAGGACACUGGAUUUGUUGGGUGUGCCUUGACAAGUAACAUAGUCCGGUUCUUCAAGACAGAAGAUGGCUCGUGGAGUCAUGAGGUUGCAAUAUCAGUGAAGUCAUUGAAGGUGCAGAACUGGAUUCUUCCAGAGAUGCCUGGGCUUAUAACUGAUUUUUUAAUCUCACUUGACGAUCGUUUUCUAUACUUUGUGAACUGGCUUCAUGGAGAUGUGAGACAGUAUAACAUUGAGGACCCUAAAAAUCCUAAGCUGACAGGCCAAAUAUGGGUUGGGGGGCUAAUCCAAAAGGGAAGCCCAGUUGUGGCUGAGGCUGAAGAUGGUACAACAAGUCAAUUUGAUGUUCCAGAGAUCCAGGGAAAGAAGUUGAGAGCUGGACCACAGAUGAUCCAGUUAAGCUUGGACGGGAAGCGACUUUACAUCACCAAUUCGCUCUUCAGUACAUGGGAUGGCCAGUUUUACCCGGACCUUUUGGCGAAAGGAUCUCACAUAAUACAGCUUGAUGUUAACACUGAGAAUGGCGGUCUUGCAGUAAACCCAAAUUUUUUCGUUGACUUUGGAGCUGAACCUGAUGGUCCUGCACUGGCACAUGAAAUGAGAUACCCUGGUGGUGACUGCACUUCAGAUAUAUGGGUUUAAGAAGUGUUGUCAAAACUCUCUCUUGCAAUUGCUAUCUACUUUUAACAUCUGGUAGUGCAAAAUAAUAGUGUGUCAACUUUCACUGCCUUGUAAAAGAAAUAAGAAUCCAGCCAGUGUGUACAUUAUGACAGCAUGUAUGGCAUGACGACAAUCCAUCUUUGCUAAUACCUCUGCUUUUAUAAUUAGGAGUGCUGUUAUUAAUUCCACCCUCGUAUUUCUUCA